This is a messenger RNA of Rosa rugosa (rugosa rose), 540 nucleotides long. RefSeq lists its product as uncharacterized. Gene Ontology annotation, cellular component: endosome. Lineage: Eukaryota; Viridiplantae; Streptophyta; Magnoliopsida; Rosales; Rosaceae. The coding region runs from base 1 to 540 and encodes 179 amino acids. The transcript has 4 exons. The record is from RefSeq and is a predicted model, not a curated record. Gene Ontology annotation, biological process: intracellular protein transport.
AUGUUGAUUUUGUUUGGUACCAUUAUAUGGAAGCGUUCUGCAACCGAUUUGUUUUUCUCACUUGAAAGCAGGAACAAAAUUGUUGAGCUUAGACCUGCCGGAAAGAUUGCUUCAGGCAUAACCGAGAUACCGUUUUCUAUGCAUAUCAGGCAACCAAAAGAAGAUAACCUCGAAAAGUUCUAUGAGACGUUCCAUGGAGGAAAUAUUAACAUUCAGUAUUUAGUGACUGUAGAUAUAUCGAGAGGAUACCUGUAUAAGUCGUUAUCUACAACAAUGGAGUUCAUAGUUGAAAGUGAUAAAGGUGGAUUUCGAAUCAUUGGAAAAAUGGCCACUCAAUGUUCUUUAUCGGAUCCUGUUAGUGGUGAACUAACAGUAGAAGCAUCUGCAGUUCCAAUUUCUUCCAUUGAUAUACACUUGCUUCGUGUAGAGUCAAUCCUUCUAGGGGAGAAAAUUGUGACUGAGAAGUCUGUGGUUCAGACUACACAGGUAUGUACCCUUUCUUAUCUUCUCAACAUAUAUAACUCAAUUUACUUGUCAUAA